Molecule: messenger RNA, 1679 nt
Organism: Sinocyclocheilus anshuiensis
Lineage: Eukaryota; Metazoa; Chordata; Actinopteri; Cypriniformes; Cyprinidae
Gene: tbl1xr1b
Product: TBL1X/Y related 1b
Exons: 14
Coding region: 448-1545 (365 amino acids)
Biological process (GO): regulation of transcription by RNA polymerase II
Cellular component (GO): histone deacetylase complex
Molecular function (GO): transcription corepressor activity; protein binding
Source: RefSeq, a predicted model, not a curated record
UUUAAAUUUUAUUUAUUUAUGUUUGUGAUUGGCAGGAAGCCCCGUUGGUCUGAUAUCUCAUUUUCGCCUGGAAAGUCUCCGCCCUACUGCUAGUCUGAGGCCGUCGGCUUCCUCUGAAGUGCUUGGCUGUCCAUAAGCUGCUAAAUGUUUCUUUUAUUCCUUUAUAUUUACUACAGACAAACAGGAAAAUAGAUAUUAUCCGAGGACAGAAGUAUCACUGUGGAGUUGGAAAGGUCGCGGGAUACCCUUCUGUCGGAUCUGCGUCGGCACUGUGGCACAUUUGUUCAGUACUUUAGCUCCAGAAGCUAGCGGUUGACGAGACUGGAAGCAUCGGCACGAGCUGAUUUGACUUUGCUCCCAUGGAUAGCAAGAAUAUGAGCAUCUAAUCAACACUUGGUAUCAUGGCUCCACUCUCGCCUUGACCUCUUGGUUCACCCAGGAUCCAAAAUGAGCAUAAGCAGUGAUGAGGUCAAUUUCCUUGUCUACAGAUACCUGCAGGAGUCAGGCUUCUCCCACUCAGCGUUCACCUUUGGCAUAGAGAGCCACAUCAGCCAGUCCAACAUCAACGGAGCUCUGGUGCCCCCUGCUGCCCUAAUCUCCAUCAUCCAGAAAGGCCUGCAGUAUGUGGAGGCUGAAGUCAGCAUCAAUGAGGAUGGUACUCUGUUUGAUGGACGACCAAUCGAGUCGCUGUCGUUGAUUGAUGCAGUGAUGCCAGACGUGGUGCAAACGAGGCAGCAGGUGUAUAAGGAUAAGCUGGCUCAGCAGCAAGCUGCCGCCACCUCCAGCACCACAGCGGCCGCCACUGCAAAGAACGGAGAGAACACGGCUAAUGGAGAGGAGAACGGAUCUCACACGCUGUCUAAUCACCACUCAGACAUGAUGGAGGUGGACAGGGCAGUGGAGAUCCCAGCCAGUAAAGCCAUGGUGCUGCGGGGACACGAGUCUGAGGUCUUCAUCUGUGCUUGGAACCCUGUCAGUGAGCUGCUGGCGUCUGGCUCUGGAGACUCAACCGCACGGAUCUGGAACCUGAGUGAGAGCAGCGCGGGAGGAUCCACUCAGCUGGUGCUGCGGCACUGCAUUCGGGAGGGAGGGCAGGAUGUACCCAGUAACAAAGACGUCACCUCACUGGACUGGAAUAGUGAAGGUACACUUCUCGCCACAGGAUCCUAUGAUGGCUUUGCCAGGAUAUGGACUAAAGAUGGUAAUCUUGCCAGUACACUGGGGCAGCACAAAGGUCCCAUAUUUGCUUUAAAGUGGAACAAGAAAGGAAAUUUUAUCCUCAGCGCUGGUGUUGAUAAGACCACCAUUAUUUGGGAUGCACACACGGGAGAGGCCAAACAGCAGUUUCCAUUCCAUUCAGCUCCGGCUCUGGACGUGGACUGGCAGAGCAACAACACGUUUGCCUCCUGCAGCACGGACAUGUGCAUUUACGUGUGUAAACUGGGCCAGGACAGACCACGGUUCCUUCGACAAGUGUGUCCAUAUCUGGAACACACAGAGUGGUGCUUUAGUCAACAGCUACAGAGGCACUGGGGGGAUUUUUGAAGUAUGCUGGAACUCCACUGGAGACAAAGUGGGCGCAAGUGCAUCAGAUGGAUCGGUUUGUGUAUUAGACCUAAGGAAAUGACGCUGCCGCUGGGAAGCCAUGGACCGACUAUGAAUGUGUGCAUAGCCAAAUU